Molecule: messenger RNA, 600 nt
Organism: Theobroma cacao (cacao)
Lineage: Eukaryota; Viridiplantae; Streptophyta; Magnoliopsida; Malvales; Malvaceae
Product: calcium-binding allergen Ole e 8-like
Molecular function (GO): calcium ion binding
Source: RefSeq, a predicted model, not a curated record
AUGCCUGCAUGGAGUCCAAGAAGUAGCCCAAGCUUACCCCUCUCAGAGGAGCAGCUGAGGGGUCUGCUGAAGAGAUACGACAGCAACGGAGAUGGCCGGCUAAGCAAGAAUGAACUGAAGACAGCCUUCCUUUGCUUAGGCCUUGGCUUCAGUAGUUGGAGGGCUGGAAGAGCCCUCCGCCAUGCAGACGCCAAUGGAGAUGGAUUCAUCAGCGAUGAAGAGAUAAAUGAACUCGUCAGAUACGCCACCACCAGAUGGGGUUCAAUGACUUCAAAGGACGCUUCUGUUCCUAAAAGCAUAGACAAAUCAUGCCCAAGGGCUCCUUGGCAGCCUGUGAGCACAGAUAUAAAGCGUGUAGGAGUGGUUGUAACUGAGGAUCAGGUGAGGGGUAUCUUUAAUCGCUUUGAUGCUAACAAAGAUGGCCGUCUUAGCAAGCAAGAGCUGAAGGACGCCUUUGCCAGUCUGGGUUCGCGUAUGCCUGGCUUUCGAGCAUGGCUAGCGCUACAGCAUGCGGACGCCAACGGAGAUGGGUACAUCAGCGAGGACGAGUUUGAGAAGCUUGUUAAAUAUACUUUGAAACGUGGUUACAUUUUCAAAUAG